UUCCCUUAGCUGUGCUUUUGUGUUUUGUCAGAAUUAAUGAGAAAAGUUCCCUUGCCCUAGGGGUAAUUAGUGUCCUUGGAGUUAAAUAAGCUAAUACUUAGACACCUCUGGCACAAGCAAUUAUGUUUGUGUAUUGAAUAAUUGAUUCAAAGAGGGGGGAAGGGCUGCUAAUCAGAUCUGAGCAUAAUGAAUUGAUUUAAUUAACAGGGGAAUCCGAGGGUCUCUGGAAACUGCGCGCAUUUAUUCAGUGGCAGCAGAGGCGAGCGCGGCACAUAAACUGGGAGAGAGGCGGCGCGAGUUUGCUUUUAGCAGUUGUCAGAUUUGCAAUUGGAUUUGUUUGAAUAUAGUUGCUGUUUGGGAGCAAAUGAGAAGGAGAAAGGGAGAAUAUUAACAGCGAGGAGAGCUCAGCCGAUCAGUCUGAGCGUCUGAUCCCACCGUGUGUGCACAUUUUACAGACAGGCGACACUAGAUUUACAUCGCUUUUCAUUGUUUUGCCUUUUUUUUUUUUCCUCCCGUCUCUCAUUCGCAUGGAAUUUAUCAAGAGCUACCAGCGCUGUUUGAUCGCCGCUUAUUCGCAUCACAGUUCAGCCCGUUUAGGGGAUUCUCGCCGCGUUUAUCGCCGUAUUCCGAGUUAUUAUUGAUAGGAGGGAGAAAACGUGCAGACGGCAAUUCAUCUUUCCAGGGUUUUUUCCCCCCUCUUUCUUUCUUCUUAUUCUUUUUUUUUUUUUUCUUUGGUUGGUUCAUCGAGGCGUAGUCUAGUCAGCCGCGCGUUUCAAAGCCGUUUCCAGGAGCAGCUCCGAGCAGACCGAGCGGCGCAGCCUGCAGGAGCCGAGGACGGAUCGCCCGGGGAAGGACUCCUCGUUCCUCAGGACGAUGGUGUUGGACAAGGAAGAGGGUGUGCCGAUGCUCUCCGUCCAGCCCAAAGGGAAACAGAAGGGGUGUGCUGGCUGCAAUCGCAAGAUUAAAGACCGCUACCUGCUCAAGGCCCUGGACAAAUACUGGCAUGAGGACUGUCUCAAAUGUGCCUGCUGCGACUGCCGCCUGGGGGAGGUGGGCUCCACCCUCUACACGAAAGCCAACCUCAUCCUGUGUCGCAGGGACUACCUGAGGCUCUUUGGUACAACGGGGAACUGUGCAGCCUGCAGUAAACUGAUCCCAGCCUUUGAAAUGGUGAUGAGAGCCAGAGAUAAUGUUUACCAUUUGGACUGUUUUGCCUGUCAGCUUUGUAACCAGAGGUUUUGCGUGGGGGACAAGUUUUUCCUUAAAAACAACAUGAUUUUGUGUCAAAUGGACUAUGAAGAGGGCCAGCUGAACGGGAGCUUUGAGACACAGGUUCAAUAGUGGGAACCUCAUGGCAGCAACAAUCGACUCCACACUUUCCACGCGAGAUGGAUGUUCUGCUGCACUUGGGAAAAAAAAAAAAAAAGACAAGCGUCUGUCUGCUUGCCUGCAAUACUUUUUAAAAAACCCCUUUAUCAGUCCCGAAGGACUUUAUUGUAAAUGUUCAACUUUUUGCCCCUCCCACACCCCCCAACACUGAGCAGUUACAAAUUUUGAUGUACAGUUGUGCCUGCUUAGCUGAACACUGUAUUGCUUGUAUGUUUUGUGAAAUUUGUUUCAGGUUUGGUUUCUUUUUCUUUUAGAAAUGGUUCACUGGAGGGUAUGUACAGUCUGUUUUCUCUGUAUAUAUAAACUGGAACAUUUAUUUUAUGAAAUGUAAUGCAAUUUUAUUACUAGUGUGAAUUAAAGAUUCUUAAAUGUUCAUAGUGAGUUUUUUCUCUUACCAAAACCAAAGUUGUUGGAGGUUGGUCCAUGUGUUGAUAUGUAAUCAUGUAUUCAAAAGCUGCAGCGUGAG
Messenger RNA from Salarias fasciatus (jewelled blenny), 1855 nucleotides. RefSeq names its product LIM domain only 1 (gene lmo1). The record is from RefSeq and is a predicted model, not a curated record. The transcript has 4 exons. Lineage: Eukaryota; Metazoa; Chordata; Actinopteri; Blenniiformes; Blenniidae. Gene Ontology annotation, cellular component: nucleus. Gene Ontology annotation, biological process: positive regulation of transcription by RNA polymerase II. Gene Ontology annotation, molecular function: transcription coactivator activity; DNA-binding transcription factor binding. Bases 874 to 1341 code for a protein of 155 amino acids.